Messenger RNA from Bactrocera oleae (olive fruit fly), 9059 nucleotides. RefSeq names its product ubiquitin specific protease 16/45 (gene Usp16-45). Gene Ontology annotation, biological process: protein deubiquitination. The record is from RefSeq and is a predicted model, not a curated record. Lineage: Eukaryota; Metazoa; Arthropoda; Insecta; Diptera; Tephritidae. Gene Ontology annotation, molecular function: cysteine-type deubiquitinase activity; zinc ion binding.
AAACUGUUAUACUCUGUAGCAACAUGUUCCGAGAGUAUAAAUAUUUGUAUGCAGAGUUGCCACCUGCAUGGUUUAGAAUUGCAAAUUAUAAUUGUAAAGUAUCACGAUGGAAUAGAAAUUAAACACAAAGAAUUCAUAAAGCCACACACUUAUGAGCAACUAUAUAAGUAUGUAAUUUAUACAGACAUACAUAUGUAUAAGUACAUAUUAAUAAAGAAAUUCGCUUUGCAAUGCAAUUCAUUAACUAAAUUUCAUCAUUAAUUUAAAUUUUCCUUUCAUGCAACCAGAUGUGAGCAAGACAGCACAGAAGCCACAUUUGUGCCGCCCGUUUUGAAGUGUAUCGGCGAACCGAUCAGCGCAGCACAGCAAUCGAGAUCGAUGCUUCUGUAACAACAAAGCACACAAGACCAGUCUAGCAACCAGACCAGCCGCCCAGAGCCAGAUUGCUAUGAGGAUCAAUGCGCAUUCUCAGUCAAAUUUUAAUUACAAAGUUGCUUGCGCAGAAGAAGACGUUGCUUACAGUGUAGCGCAGACGCAAACUCUGCACAAAUAUAAAAUUUAAGGUACCGGUCAAAAGUAGGAGAACUGAUGGACUUCCGUCUCUACUGAUGAAUAAGGAUUCGAUUUAGUAGCCCUAAACCAUGCUUGAAAUCGUAGUCAAAGUGCUACGUAAUUGGAAGGGAACCGGACCUGUAUACGGUCUACGUUUAUUGAACCAGCAGCACUCUCCUAAACUAUUUUAAGUGCGGUUAUGCAAAAUUUCAAAAAAUCGGCCGUUGGUUACAAAAUAUUCGAGAUAACAUAUUAUAAAUGAACGAUAAUAGCCGAAAAUUGUAUUACAGGAAAAACUUGGACUGUACUUACUACUAAUGGAACGAAAACGGAGUCAAGUAGACCUUUACUUUCUUCCUCAUGCAUUUUGUUCAAGGGAUAUAGUUUUUUUACGAUACAUUUCCCUUUCUAAAUAUGAAAGAAAUACCACGUCGGCUUAUAGCAACUGAUAAACAUAUACCUUUAGCAAUAUUGGCAAUAUUUACGAUUGCUAAAACAAUUGAUCAAACCUAUUGAGCACAUUGGAAAAAGGAUCAAGAGGCCUACUUAAGCUCAACCCGAAAAAGUAAUAAUAGCUUCUAUUUAAUCUACAUAUUUAUCUGCUAGUGACGUGUGGUUUAAGCUAUUCGCCAGAAAAUAGUUUUCUUCACAAAUUCGUUGUAAAUAAUUUUUUCAAUUUUAUAUGAAAACUUCCCACAGUACAGCCGCAGAAGACCGAUUGAGGCGAACGAAUUCGAACAAGUGCCCAACCCUGAAAAUGACUAUUAACACAAGUACUCAUACCGGUACGGCUAUUUGCAUCGGCAGACAGACUAACCGCCUUCCUGCACUCCUUCUACCCUUCAACGCUACCAUGGUCCAACGUGUCAGUAUGCAUCUUCAGCUUCCUUCGUGGGCAUUUCGAAAAUCGCGCACGUUUUUAUGAAUUAUUACCUUGGGGGGCGGUACGAUUACGAUGCAUUUACAUCGUCCCGGGUGUCGGUAAUUAUAGGGAGUUUAUGUCUGAGGCUUCAUUAUGUUGCGUUUUGUUAUACUUUGAUUGCUGAAUUAAGUUGAAACAGCACAAAGGUAAUCGCAGCCACAACACGAAGCAAAGAAACAACAACAGAGCGAAUGAAAAAUGUAUUGUGGCGAAUAUACAUGUAAAGAGUAUGGCCAAAGAAAAUAUGAGCGAAGCGAAUGCGUAACGAAUCACUUCGAAAUGCAGCGGGAGAAACACCGAGAAAAGCGCAGGAGAACGAGUUUAGCCAUGACUAAAAAUGAUGCUUCUGCAAUUACGGCACUCUUUUUUGGUAUCAAAGCAUUGAGUUUUGUGCUUUUUCAUGGUUAUGGGUAUGGCAGAAAUAUGAUGUAUGUAUGUAUGACGAUAUGUACAAUAUGUGGAACUCUAGACAAUAGACCAUAAUUUCGACAAGAAGACUAAUUCGAAACCCGCAAAAUAUCUUUAGAUAUAUUCGUAAGAGAUGAUUUCAUCGUUAAGAUGUAAAUUGUACAAAUUAAAUGAGAUGCUCUCUCAAAUAUAUCUUUAGAGCAUAGUUUCCUUUGACCGUUUAGAUAACAGUCGUGUUUACGAACUUUUAUCCAGCCAGGGACUCUCAACUUGGCAGAAUUUUUUUAAAUAAGCGCAUUAAAGAAGCCUAAUAACGCGCUUGUGAUAAUAACUGCAGUGUGCUGCCUCUGCAGAUACGUCUUUCAGACGACUUUGCUGGUUUUUCUUGCAAUUGCUUGGUCUUUAAAGUGACAGUUUUCUGUCGAACAAUUUUCAAAUUUGUGUGAGACCUCACACUGCAGUGGCUUAUAAACAUCGCUUGUUUGAAUCUUUGCAGGCAAAAAACAACUUCGUUUGGCAAAGUCCAGAAAUUCGUAGCCACUAUUGAUCUUCUUUCACCUUUACAUCGGUAAAGCUGUUAAUGGUGUGUCUGAAGUUAGUUGCGUCUGUAGUCUUGUCGGCGUAUUGUUCAAUGUCGUCGACGUAAACGUAGACUACCUCUUACAGUAUGCUUGAAAAACUGCCAUUGUCACACCGAUUGUUUAGUUAUUUAUUUCACUAUCCCAGCAUCAAUUCCUUCCGCUAUUUUCGAGAGGUCGGUAUACCACUGGAAUUACUUUAGUGCUCAGAAUUCUCAAUUUGUUCCUAAAGUUCGUAGUCAUGGUAAUGUAGUCUCUAGGAAUAUCUCCUAUUUAAUGGCCCACAACUUCUGAACAGUUAUAACUUUUCAACAUAUUGUCGAGAUGAGGAAGUUGUCGUAAUUCUAUAUACAUACAUAUAUCAUCCUGGGACUGAUCCUGGAAAGUGUUCCCCGAGAUAUUGGCUGUGGUUAGCCAAUACAGACUUCUUGUCCGUAAUGGUUCUACGUCAUCAAGCUAUUGAGUAAUCAAACUUGUCUCUUAAUCGACGAGCUAUGAAACGUCAAUUAAAACUCGCAAGCGAGUUUCGCGAUUAAUAGCGCUGAUAAUUUAAACUGCAGAAAGCGCGAUAGUAAAAUACAUGUAUACACGAAUACAACCACAACAUUAUCUCUCAUAGCCCAUAAAAACUUGCGCCCCACAUCGCUGCUGUCGCACGUAAUUUUAAUUACAAUUAAAAUGCAUUUAUUGUAUCCGUCAGAUAAGUGCGGCAGCCACGUUGCAAGCACUUUCAAUAUUUGCUUUUCACAGUUGUUGUUGUUGCACAUGGCGGUGCGCGUCGUCAACGUCAUUGCCAAUGAUAUCGGCUUGACGUUUCGAUGGUAAUGCCAUCGGUUCUUUCAUCAACUGCCGCCGAUCGCAUGGCCGCAUCCAGCCGUGACCAAAGCCAACCUACUUGUAUAUAUGUACAAAUACAUAUGUAUAUACAAACACUGGCACACACUCGUGUGAGAGUAGUUGGGUCUGUCAUAUGCUGCUUUUCGCUCGCAACAGAUUAGCUUUGUUUUUCUGCAUGUAUUCCAUCUUUGCUUUUCGCAGCACACAUCUACAUACAUAUAGUAUCCACAAAUACGUGUGUAUAUGUAUACAUUUCUGUGGCACAUACCCAAGCUCUCGUUGCGUUUGCACUUAUGAUGGGCGCAUCCUUUCCCAUGAAACUUUUGUUGCAUUAAAACGCGACCGCAACAGAAACGUUCAAGUGGCGUUGGAGAUAAGCGCCGAUAAGAUGUUGCAUGCUUAUCGCGCUGAACGGUCCACUCAAUUGCAUUAGCAAACUGGCAGCACAUUGCAGCAAUUAAAAGUGGCAGCAAUGCCACUUGGUCAAUGGAAGAAUUAUUACAAGCCUAAGUGACUGACAGCAGAGAACGUAUAUCAUACAUAUAAUAAAUGCUGACAGGAAGUUCCACUCAACACUCAAGCAUAAAAGAAAGUGAUGUUUUGAUAAAAAUAUGUAUGUUUGUACAUAUGUUCCAAAGGAUUGCAAAACUUGUCGGAGCUAUAAAAGUUUUAGUCUACCUGAAUCCCUAUAAAUAAAAGCGACACUCAGACCAAGGCUGAUGUAAGAGUUCCUAAUGGAUAUUUAGUUAGCUGAAAUGAAAUUUCGUCGAAAGCAGACAAACAGUAACAGCAAUAGCUUGGAGAGUGCUACACUUGCUUAACCUUAAACAUCCUGAAAUAUUGUUUGUUUGCAAGAAAUAACACUAAUUUUAGAGUUUGAGUGAUUUACCACCUUCUCUCGCAAAAUCUGGUUUUAUAUCAUUAUAAAAAUUUAAAUAUAUGGUUGCUUAUAUGUCAUUACCACAAAACUUAAUUUUCAAAUGUCAGCGACUAAUUUGUUAUACGUGCAGACAACUUCACACAUAGGUGGUGCGCAAUAGCACAGGGUGCACAACAAUCAUUAUUUACUUGAUAUUGUAAUUAAUUUUAUUUUAGUUACUUUUACUUAUAGAUUUCUAUGAAAAUUAUACAAAAUUAUAUAUAUUUCAACAACUUUUAAUGCCACUACAACUGCAAUUUAUAACAAAUAAAUUUAAAACAGUUUAAAUAAAUAUAAAAAAAAGGACAGAUUUAACUCCCCAGCAAUACAAUACCGUAUUGCUUAAGGAGAACGUAGAUUUUAAAUAAAUUUAAAAUAAAUAAAUCUACCUUCUGUGCUGACACGCCAAAUAAUUUUUGACAUCUCUUGAUAUUUGACAGUCACAUUUUGUGAAAAUUUUAGACAAUACAAAUUGGAAAGAAAUUGGAGUUCGUUAAUUAGAAAGUGAUAUUUAGUGUAUCCUAGCAAUAUUAUAAAAGCUUAAGAAAAGAUUCAAGAAACUACAUAAACACUACAAGAAAAACUAUUAUUUAGUUAUGGUUAAGAAGAAACGUCAAUCCGAUGUGCAUGAUGAUGGUUCAUCGACAGAUUCAUCUGAAGGCGCACUGCAGAAUCCUACAUCAGGCGUUGGAGUUUGUCAGCAUGUGAAAAAAUCUGUUGAUCCUACAAAAUUGCGCAAAGUACUAAAGGCAAGUGGUCUUGUCGCGGAUUGCAUGCAAUGCUCCAAACAAGGCGCUACUUCACCUGCUGCGGAGGUUAAGGAGUCAAUUCUGGAUGAUUCGCUAAGCGGCUUCGAGUAUGACACCACACUCUGGCUAUGUCUUAAGUGUGGUUCCCAGCUUUGCGGACGGUCAAGGAAUCAGCAUGCUUUACAGCAUUACAAAACACCUCACUCCGACUCACAUGCGCUCACCAUGAACACCCGUACGUUUGAAAUAUGGUGUUACGAUUGCGAUAACGAGGUUAAAUCAAAUUCACGUAAAAAUCUAUUGGAGUGUGUCGAAAUGGUAAAAAAGGCUGCGCAAAAACCAAUACCCAUUGCAUCACCCACGGAAAACACACCACUUAAUAACAUAGAAGGAAAGAUACUGUCGACUUGGGAAUCUUUACGUCCAUUAGUUGAGACUCAUGCGGUGAAUGCAGCAAAUAAACCAAUACCGCUGCCGCCGCCACCACCGCCACCUAUACCUGGUAUGGCAAAGCGAAUAACAGAUCCAGCCAUGCUAUCCGCACCUGUAGUUACCAAUAGACAAGCCAACACAAAUGACCUGCAAUCUAUAGAAAUCUUGCCGCGCGUGCGUGGCUUAACAAAUCUGGGCAACACUUGUUUCUUCAAUGCGGUUAUGCAAUGUUUGGCUCAAACACCCUAUCUGCUAGAUGUGCUCAAGGAGCUGUCAGAGCCCGGCGAAGAAUUCACUUUACCAGGCGGUACUUUUAAAUUCAAGGACGACGAGGAUGUGCACUUGCCAAUGAUCAAAGGUACCUUGUCAUCGUGGGGUGGACUUACAGCGGCACUUGCGCAGGCUUUGGAAGAGCUGCAAUCAAGCGGUGGCGUUUUUACACCCAGCAAGCUUUUCGAUAAGCUUUGCAUAAAAUGUCCACAAUUUCGUGGCGGCGAUCAGCACGAUUCCCAUGAGUUACUACGUCAUUUACUUGAGAGUGUCAGAUCUGAGGACUUAAAACGCUACCAGCGUGUGAUUUUAACCAAUCUGGGCUACAAGGAUCAAGAUAUCAAUAGCGUAUCUGAGGAAAUGCGCCAGAAAUGUAAAAUAUACGGCAAUCAAGCAGCUGAUCGUAUACUCCGCCCCGAGCAAGUAUUCCGCGGUUUUUUGGUGUCCACGCUUACUUGCCAAGAUUGUUAUAAUGUGUCCUCACGGCAUGAGUACUUCUUAGACAUGUCAUUGCCAGUUAGCGUUGAAAAGCCACAGCCGCCGUUCAGACGUAAAACCAGCCCCGAUAAUUCGCCAAACACAAGCUCAUUUUACUUAAACACACCGCCUGCCGGACCCUCCAAAGCGCAACUGAAAAAGGAAAAGGAGAAAGAGCGCAAAGCAAAACGUGCCGCCAAACAUCACGAAAACAAAUUGAAACAGAAGGCAAUAUUAGAGAAUACGACGGGCGCCGCUAACGAAGUUGCUGAAACAACGGCUAUCAAAAUGGGUUGUGCUAGGCGUGAGGACGGCGCGGCAUUUUCUUCUUCGGCUUCUUCUUCUGAACAAUCCGAUGCUGACAUUGAAGACAACCUGCUCGAUGACAACACGGCCACGAAAACAGCGCGAACUGCAGGCAUCAACAGUUACGACAGCAACGGCAACAAGCAAUUGCCGCGCACUGGCAAAUCGGAGAAACGCGACGACUCACCUGAGAAUAUGGACAAAGACUCACUAGAUGAAGAUGAAAACGAUUCAGGUAUCGCCAAUAGUCCCGCCAACACAGGCAGCAACUUUUUGCCCUGCUCCGAAACGAAUGGCGGUAGCGUUGGCGGUGAUGCGCAUGCCGUAACUGCGAACAAUAGCUUAUUAGCAGUUGGUCUCAGCGAGAAGGGGGCCACGAUGAUGCGACAACUUUCCCUAACCGAUGCAGCCAAUGCGGUCAGCGCGGCAGGCAUUUUCGUGAAUGGCGAAAUGAAAGAUGAAGCAGCGCUUGCUGCACAACUGGAACAGCUGAAACUCAGCGAACAAAAGGCAGCGCGCAUGAAGGCCAAACGCGUGCGCACUCAAAGCCAUUCCGAUUGGAGCACGACCAUUGCACCGCGUUACCAAUGCGAAGACGGCGAGUGCUCCGUACAAUCAUGCCUGAAUAAUUUCACCGGCGUUGAGUUGAUGACGGGCAACAACAAGGUUGGUUGUGAAAAUUGCACCAAACGCAUUAAUGGCAGCGAUCCGAAAGCCAAGACCGUCAACACGAAUGCGACCAAACAGUUUCUAAUAUCUAGUCCGCCAGCUGUUUUAAUACUACAUCUGAAACGUUUCCAACUCGGGCCGCGCUGCAUAUUCCGCAAGCUAACACGCGUCGUCAGCUUCCCCAUGGUACUGGACAUAGCGCCAUUCUGCGGUUCCAAAGUAAAAAAUUUGCCAAAUAUCGAUCGCAAACAAAAGAAACUCCUAUACGCGCUUUACGGCAUUGUCGAGCACUCGGGCGGCAUGUACGGCGGUCAUUACACCGCUUAUGUGAAAGUGCGUCCGAAACUUUCGCGCGACGACAAGCGCUGGAAAUUCUUGCCACAAGGCAGCAAAGCCGAACUCGAUCAAGAUGACGAGCAGCGCAAGAAACUCGAAGAGCUCUUAGCCAAAGAGAAAGCACGCGAAUUGCGCAUGAAGGCCGCCAACGACAGCGAUGACUUCUCCAACAGCAGCGAUUGCUCAUCGACAACAACAAGCUCUUCCGAUACUGACGAGCUGCCCGACACCCCAGCAGACACAGGCGGCGCUUAUGGCGGCGACGAUGAGGCGCGCGAUGUGCAAGUGCCCAUGGGCAAAUGGUAUUACGUGUCCGAUUCACGCGUACAAGAGGUCAACGAGGAGGCGGUGCUGCGUGCGCAAGCUUAUCUGUUGUUCUACGAACGUAUUUAUUAAAAAUAUUCUACUGAAAUUUUGCAACAAAACAGAAAAGAGAAAAUAAUGAAGAAAAAUAGACAAGCAACGAUGUUGAUAGUCAUGCAUUACUCGUAGUAUGAUGACCAUAACCACAAUAAAUGCGUUUUUGACAGGCGCAGUGUGCACUUCAAUUUAAGUGAAACAAAAAAAAAACAAUACAAUACAAUAAUGUAAUAACGCUAUUAAAACAGCGAUUUUGAAAUUAUAAACAUAGUUAGGCUAGAAAGUAGAAAGGCAAGCAAACAACAAACGCGAAAAAGCCGCAGUAGCAGCAACAGCAGUAAGGCAUACAUACAGCACGCAACUAGCGGCCGUAGUGCCAAGCCAAGCACGACACAAAUGUGUGCCACAUAAUUCAUACAAACAUACAAAAGUCUUUACCACCAAUAACUGUGUGUUGUGUCAAGUGUAAAUUAAUUCGCAAAAAGCGCGCGUGUUUUGAGUCAAAACAACUCGCUUGCCCACACAAACAACGCGUUGCAUAGUUAACCGUUAAUUUGUUUGUGUCAACAGUUUUGUGCAGUAUUUUUGCCGCAUGCCUUCUCCGCAACAACGUUCUAAGUUCUUACUUUAGUUCAAGUAUAUCUAUAUAUAUAUUUAUAUUUUGCUUUUAAACGGGUAUUAGGCAGUUGUAUAUAUGCACACACACAUACAUACAUUCAUACAUUUAUAAUUAUGCAUUUGUUAUACUUACUUCUAUUCUGCUAACACCGGCACUUUGUUGUUAAUAUAAUAUUUGAACAUUUAUUUGAAGCAAACAUACCACUGCUGACAGUGCAUUUCUAAAUAUUACACUAACUAAGCGCAUACAUACUUAGAAAAUGUGGUGAAGGUGCAUAUACACUUGUAGAAUAUUUUAUGGAACAUUUGCAGUUGCACUCAAAUGUAGCAGAGCACGUGCGUCGCUUGCGCGGGUGGGGUUGUUAGUUAGUUUGUGCGUGUUGGCGUGCAGCAAGUAACUGUUUAUGUGUAAUGAUAACGAAACGUUUUAAUUAAAUGAUAAUGAUAAACAGCUGUAUUGAUGCGUGUAAUCACUUUGAUUACUGCUAUACCAUUAUUGCAUACGUACGUAUUUCAAAUACCAACUAAAUAAAAGCAAAAACAAAAAGAAUUUUGAAUAAUACUUAUAAACUAUGCGUAAAUAAUGAAACGAUCUUGAAAAUAAAUUAUUAUAAAUUUUAUGAAAA